AUGGAGGAAAACAGCUUCGUUAUUUUCGUCCUUGUCCGUUCGAUGUAUGGUGGAGGAGCAGCUCUACAAAACAUUCUGCUGCGGAAAAAAUCGGAUGAUGUGGCCUCUUACAGCAGGCGCCUCAUACUAUGCCUGCGGGCGGCCGCCAAGUACCGUGCAUCUCGCAUGGCUGAAGUCGCCGCAAAGUAUAUGUGUUACCUCUGGGAUCUCACUUGGUCUCAGGUGCCGAAGACGAUGCGCCAUGAUCUUGUCGAAACUUGGGUCUUGUGCCGAACCAACAAUGAUCUUUUCGCCUUCCCGCCUUCACCUAUGGUAGAGAUGGCCGUUAAGAAGGGCGCCAAUCACUUCACGUUUGGCAUCCUGGAUCUGGUGGACCCGGACCUGUGCUUGCGCAUCAGCUUGGCCGACUACAAGACCCUCUCGAAGCUUCUAUAUGAGAAUAUGCGAUCGGCAGAAGCCCUUCGAAUGAUGUGCAGCGAGUUCAACUAUCAUGCUAAAGGGUCUCAAAAGCUCAAGGUCGAAACGAGCAAUAAGGGCCAGCUACUCUGCAGGUUUUAA
Molecule: messenger RNA, 558 nt
Organism: Acaromyces ingoldii
Lineage: Eukaryota; Fungi; Basidiomycota; Exobasidiomycetes; Exobasidiales; Cryptobasidiaceae
Exons: 3
Coding region: 1-558 (185 amino acids)
Source: RefSeq, a predicted model, not a curated record